AUGUCGUCUGUGAAAGCUGAUUUGGGUGUGGAUGCACUGACUUGCAAAUACGGCCUUCGAUCUCCAUUAAGAACCUCUUGGACAACUGCAAAUCCUGGGAGGCGCUUUUUUGGGUGUUCCAUGUAUGAUGCACAGAAGAAAGCCGGGCAAUGCCGUUUUUUCGUUUGGUUUGACAAAAAGACAUGUCCCCAGGGAAAGGAAGUGCUGCCUCAAUUACGUAAUGAAUUGAAUUGCUUGAAGGAAGAGGUUAUACAACUUAGAGCACGGAAAAGGCAGCUUACUCAAAUGUUGCUAUUUUUGACAGUUGUGUUUAUUGCUUUUGUGGGAGUAUGGUUGAUGGGGUGCUUGUAA
Molecule: messenger RNA, 351 nt
Organism: Alnus glutinosa
Lineage: Eukaryota; Viridiplantae; Streptophyta; Magnoliopsida; Fagales; Betulaceae
Exons: 2
Coding region: 1-351 (116 amino acids)
Molecular function (GO): zinc ion binding
Source: RefSeq, a predicted model, not a curated record